GUUGGUGUUUUCGUUUUCCUCCCCUGAGCGAGUGACAGGCGAAACAGGAGGAGGGAGCAGAAGUUUUCCUUAGCUUCGCCUGCUCGUUCUCAUCAUGGAGGCUCGGGGACAUUUCUCCCGUGAGGAAAUCAACAGCACGGUGUGGGAAGUCCCGGAGAAAUACACGCGGCUGAAGCAGAUAGGAACUGGGGCGUACGGUGCAGUGUGCUCGGCAAUAAACGACAAGAGUAAAGAGAAAGUGGCCAUAAAGAAGCUCCACAGGCCCUUUCAGUCGGAGAUCUUUGCCAAGAGGGCGUACAGGGAGCUCCGGCUGCUCAAACACAUGAAGCACGAGAAUGUGAUAGGACUCCAGAAUGUGUUUACACCUGCCUGCAGCUUGGAUGAUUUCCAGGACUUCUACCUGGUGAUGCCUUACAUGUACACUGACCUGUCAAAGGUGAGGGGUCAGCUCUCUGAAGACAAAGUCCAGUUCCUCGUUUACCAGAUGCUCUGUGGACUGAGGUACAUUCACAAGGCAGGAAUCAUCCACAGGGAUCUUAAGCCUGGAAACCUGGCUGUUAACCAAGACUGCGAACUGAAGAUCCUGGACUUUGGGCUGGCUCGCAGUGCUGAUGCGGAGAUGACGGGCUACGUGGUGACCCGUUGGUACCGGGCGCCUGAGGUCAUUCUGAACUGGAUGCACUACACCCAGACUGUGGAUAUUUGGUCUGUGGGUUGCAUCAUGGCUGAAAUGAUCAACGGAAAAACCCUCUUUAAAGGAAAAGACUACAUGGACCAGCUAUCCCAGAUCAUGAAAGUGUGUGGCGUGCCUGGACAAGAGUUUAUACAGAAGCUUGAAAGUCCAGAGGCCAGAAGUUACAUUAAGGGCCUCCCUCGCCAUCCUAGAAAAGACUUCUCAACAUUGUUUCCCAGAGCCAGUGAACAGGGUAUUGACCUGCUUGAAAAGAUGCUGGUUCUGGAUGGAGAUGAAAGGCCCACUGCUGAGCUCGCUCUGGAGCACCCGUACUUUGACAAUUUACGGGAACCGGAGGACUUUCCUGAGCCUACGCCAUACGACGACAGCCAUGACAAUGCAACCAUGUCCCUAGAUGAGUGGAAACGGUUAUGCUACAAGGAGGUGAAUAGCUUCGUGCCAUUUCCACGGCGGGACUCCAAGAGAAAAAACACUCUUACUAUGUCUCCAUGAUACGACAGACAUAACGUAACUCCCCUACAAAGACCACACACAGCCAACGGUGCCCUUGUAUAUUCCUGACCCAAAAUCACACUAUUUCUUUUACUUUGGAGGUGUUUUAGAUUCAGUGUUGACAGUGAUCUAUUUAAAUAAAGAUUUCCCCAAUUUCUUUUGGAA
Xiphophorus hellerii (green swordtail) is the source of this 1351-nucleotide messenger RNA. It is a transcript of the gene mapk13, whose product is annotated as mitogen-activated protein kinase 13. Gene Ontology annotation, molecular function: ATP binding; MAP kinase activity. The coding region runs from base 95 to 1186 and encodes 363 amino acids. The record is from RefSeq and is a predicted model, not a curated record. Lineage: Eukaryota; Metazoa; Chordata; Actinopteri; Cyprinodontiformes; Poeciliidae. Gene Ontology annotation, biological process: protein phosphorylation. The transcript is spliced from 12 exons.